Opisthorchis viverrini is the source of this 249-nucleotide messenger RNA. RefSeq lists its product as hypothetical. The record is from RefSeq and is a predicted model, not a curated record. NCBI's taxonomy places the organism in Eukaryota, Metazoa, Platyhelminthes, Trematoda, Opisthorchiida, Opisthorchiidae. The coding region runs from base 1 to 249 and encodes 82 amino acids. The transcript is spliced from 2 exons.
AUGAUGCAUUUGCUUUCUAGGUGGCAACAGCCAUCCUCAGCGCCUGCUGGAAAUGAUGAUGAUGAUGAUGCUGCUGAUGAUGAUGAUGAUGACGAUGAUGAUGAUGAUGAUGAUGAUGAUGAUGAUGAUGAUGAUGAUGAUGAUGAUGAUGAGGAGGAGGAGGAGGAGGAGGAGGAGGAUGGUCCUUUAGGAUCUGGGCGGUGUUUAUCUCCUUUAUUUAGGCCAUUCUUUCGGAAUGGCUGGUCUUAG